ACGUGGUCAAUAUUGUUGCACAAAUGGCGCUGACAAUCCAAAUUGUGAGAUUCCAACUCCUGCUCCACAACGUUUCGAACCAGCACCAUUGCCAGUCAGACCAGCACCGUUGCCAGUCAGACCAGCACCAUUACCGGCGCAACCAGUAGCUGUGCAGCCUGAAAGAGAACAACCAGAAUCAUAUGAAAUUGUGACACCACCACCAUUACCGUCAUUUGUUCCACUUCCAUCAUUCCCAAAAGUUAUUCCAGUUAAACCAAGUGUGCAAAUUGUUGCUUCAACCCCAGCACCAUUCCGCCCAAGAAUUCAAACUCCACCACAACCACAGCCAAUCAUUCAAGCAAGAAACUUUGAAGUUACAACGAAUAAAAAUGAAUAUUUGCCACCACUUGAUAUUCGAAUGGAAGACGACGAGUGGAUGCAAUGGAAGAAACAAUACAAUAAACGUUAUGCAACUCAAACUGAAGAUGACAAACGUCGAUUGAUCUUUGAAGACAAUGUUAAGAGAAUCAACUCACAUAAUGACGAUUUCCAAGCCGGACGAUCAACUUUUGAAUUAACCAAAAAUAAAUACUGUGAUUUGACACAAGGAGAAUUUGUGAACAUUCAUACAGGAAUCAGAGGAAAGAAGAGAAGUUCAUCUCGAGGUGGAUUCAGUGGCUAUAAUUAUGAUGCGCCAGCAAUUGGAUUUAAUAGUGAAGGCAGAAGUGCUGGAGGUUUCGGUGGAAGCAGCGGUGGUAGCAUUCAAGUCAGUGGAAGCUCCACUGGCGGUGGAAGCUUUGGAGCUAGUGCAGGUAUUUCAAGUGGCGAUGGAGGCUUCAGUGGCUUCAGUAGCAUUGGAAACUUCGGCAGUAAUGGCGGUGGUGGUGGAAGUAGCAGCAGCAGAUUUGGACCACCAAGUGGUAACAACAUCUUUAUGCCAUCGCCAAUGUUAGAAUCCCAAGUUGAAGAUGAAGUUGAUUGGCGUAAGAAGGGUGCAGUGACUCCAGUAAAGAAUCAAGGCAAAUGUGCAAGUUGUUGGGCAUUUGCAGCAAACGGUGCACUUGAAGCACAAAACUUCCUGAAAACGAAUAAACUCGUUUCACUGUCAGAACAGAACUUGGUUGAUUGCGUUAAAGAUAAUGAUGGCUGCGAUGGAGGUUACAUGACUAAUGCUUAUGAGUAUGUGAGAUCUAAUCGUGGUGUCGAUACUGAGCCAUCAUAUCCUUAUGAAGAGAAACAAUCAACUUGUCGCUUUGAUCCAGCUAAUGUUGGUGGCGAGUGCAUUGCCUUCAUGGAGAUUCAACCUGGAAAUGAAAAAGCUUUACAACAAGCUGUUGCAACUGUAGGUCCAGUAGCUGCUGGUAUUGACGGUGGUCAACAUUCUUUCCAAUUCUACAAAUCCGGCUUCUAUUAUGAACCGAAAUGUGACACUGAUGUGAAUCAUGCCGUCACAAUCGUUGGGUAUGGAAAAACCCCAGCAGGCGAGGAAUAUUGGCUUUGUAAGAACAGUUGGGACACCGAUUGGGGUGAAGAAGGAUACGUUCGAAUGGCUAGAAACAAGAACAAUCAUUGUGGAAUCACAGAAUUGGCAAGCUAUCCACUUGUGUAAAACUUCCUCAACUUUUCAUUUUCAAUAUCGUGAAUGUGGAAUUUUUAAAAAGA
Clunio marinus is the source of this 1644-nucleotide messenger RNA. Lineage: Eukaryota; Metazoa; Arthropoda; Insecta; Diptera; Chironomidae. The record is from the annotation of a GenBank genome assembly.